AUACUUUGUGGCUGUGGUAACUUGUGGAAACACGUACUUUUUUUUCAUUCAACGUCAGAGACACGCCCCCGGUUUCUCAGACCAUGUGGUUGAUGAUAAACACAGUUUAAUAUCUCGCCAUGUUAAGCUUUUUGGUUUUAACAUUUGUUCGAUUUUAGUUAGAUUUCUUACCGCGCGCUCACUAUUAGCUGUCACCAUGUCUGUUGCCGACGACGUGAAUUUUGAAACCCAGAUUGCGUCUGUUUUGGAUUCACUUGCAAAGGUGGCGGUGGUGGAAAUAACGAAACUGUUCGAGAGUCGCUUCCUUGCUUCGGGAACCACUAUUCUCAUUGAAGGGCGGAGUGAACAAAAUGAAACCUUGCAAACAGUGGACGCUGUAAAAAAGUCUGGCAAAAAAUGUCUUCGCAGUAUCGGAGUUCAAGUGGAUGAGGAAACAACAACGUCCUUAGAGCUACAUGAAAACCCAAAACAGUGCUUGUCCUUGGAGGGAGGCAGUGGUUCUUUGAAUGGGAGCAAUGAGGAGGAGGGUCCUGCACAUCGUAUCCCCCUGCUGAAGGGUAAUCAGCCUGCUGAACUCAAGUGCUCUGUUCUAGAAGAGAAGGUUGUGGAGAUGGUGGAGGGGAUUAGUCUGGAAACAAAAUCUUCAACAACCACUGAGCCAGAAGAAGAACAAGUGAUCUAUUCUGCCACUGUGGAUCCAAUCCACCUUUAUGUUCCUGUUCAAAGCUCCCCAACUAAGCAGAAACCCCAGCCCCUCAAGACAGAAACUGAGAAUGGAAUCAACAUAGAAUGUGAGACUAAAGUCAUCUGCCAAAUGGUCCCAAAGGCGGAGGAGGACAUAACACGACAGCCUACAUGUAAAGAAAAGCCUACCCAGAUGGAGCCCCAGCAGGCCAGUUACAGCACCGCCAAAGGAACAGCCUACAGCCCAUCCUCCUCAGAUGGGGCUUUGGUUCCUGUACAGGCUAAGAGUAAGUUGAAAUUUAUGGGUGUAACAAACGCUCCCUCUGCUCUAAUGAAGAAAAAGGUGGAUGUCAAGCUGGACCAGACAAAGAAGAAGAAGGUGAACUUCAAGCUGGACCAGACAAAGAAGAAGAAGGUGAACUUCAAGCUGGACCAGACAAAGAAGAAGAAGGUGAACUUCAAGCUGGACCAGACAAAGAAGAAGAAGGUGAACUUCAAGCUGGACCAGACAAAGAAGAAGAAGGUGAACUUCAAGCUGGACCAGACGAAGAAGAAGAAGGUGAACUUCAAGCUGGACCAGACGAAGAAGAAGGUGGACUUCAAGCUGGACCAGACAAAGAAGAAGGUGGACUUCAAGCUGGACCAGACAAAGAAGAAGAUGGUGGACUUCAAGCUGGACCAGACAAAGAAGAAGAUGGUGGACUUCAAGCUGGACCAGACCUCCUUGGAGCAGAAGUUGACGAGGCCUUGCUCUGUCCAGCUGGUGAACCUGCUUUUGGUGCCUGGAGGAAAGAACUCUGGAGGGAAGAAGGCUAAUGGUAGCAACUGUCAUGACAGCAAGAGGUUCCCAAUGCCAAAGGACCUCAAGACCCACCAAGGCCUCCACACGGGCCGACGCCUCUGCUGCUUCACUCCGUGUGGGAACGGUGUCUGGCGGAUACAAGGGGACCUCUCCUCAAGCCGCGCCCAUGGCUGCAAGAUCUGUGGGAAGCGCUUCAAGCGCAGGAAGAUCCUGAGGAGGCAUGAGCGCUUCCACACCGGUGAGAAGCCCUACUCCUGCUCCCAGUGCUCCAAAACGUUUGCCCUGCGGAAAAGCCUCCGCAGGCACGAACGGUUCCAUACAGGGCAGAGACCUCACAGCUGCCCCCAGUGUGGGAAGAGCUUUCGUCUCAGGGACAAUCUGAAGGCUCAUCUGCGCUUUCACACUGGUGAGAGACCUUUCACCUGCUCCUUCUGCUCCAAGAGCUUCAGAAUCUUCCGGAAUCUUGAGAAACACAGCAUUGAUCACUUGGGAGCGACAGCGAAAUAGCACAUUUUCCGGCGAAAGACAACUGUGCUAAAAGCAUGAGCAGCCUUUUGUAGGCCACCUUACAAAACUGUCCUACCUCUAACUGAAACAACUGAAUGUCCAUUCCUCAUUAUAACCAACCAUUUUGGUUAUUUUUGAUAAGGUGCUAUGAUGGUAAAUUGCAAUCAGGUUUGGAUUGUCCAGAAUGAUCAUCAGAGUGUAAGCUUCAGUGGACACUGAUGUUGUUGACAGCCAUAAUGUUCUAAUACGGUAAGGGCCUGUUUUCCAGACACAGAUUAUGCUUAAUUUUAAACCAAAAAGUUAUUUCAAUGGAGUUUUUCUAUUGCGCAUGCUGGACUAGGCUUAAAGAGACUCUUCGGGAUUUUGGCAUUGAAGCCCUUUUAUCUACUUCCAGAGAGUCAGAUGAACUCAUGGAUGCCAUUUUUAUGACUCUGCAUUCAGUUUGAAGGAAGUUGUUAACUAGCACAAUGACUGGAAGUCUAUAGUAACUGCUAGUAUGCUAGUAGAUAACAUAGAUUUCUGGUCAUUGCUCUAACGCUAGUUAGAAUUGGCUUGCGAAACUACACUACAUGACCAAAAGUAUGUGGACACCUGCUCGUUGAUAUCGGAAUGAGAUGGUCAAACUUUACAGUUGGCACUAUGCAUUGGGGCAGGUA
Molecule: messenger RNA, 2649 nt
Organism: Oncorhynchus kisutch (coho salmon)
Lineage: Eukaryota; Metazoa; Chordata; Actinopteri; Salmoniformes; Salmonidae
Product: zinc finger protein 37
Exons: 4
Coding region: 197-1993 (598 amino acids)
Biological process (GO): regulation of transcription by RNA polymerase II
Cellular component (GO): nucleus
Molecular function (GO): DNA-binding transcription factor activity, RNA polymerase II-specific
Source: RefSeq, a predicted model, not a curated record